GAAAGGGCGCUUGUGCAUCACAAAGAUCUCGCACUCGUAUUUCCGUUGUGAGAAACAAACACCCACCGAAAUAACUUUUUUAAAUUAUGAUGAUGAUGAGGAUUGAAUCAGCUUUGGCCGUUCGAUUCCCUGCCGGUGCAAACUUCUGUUCCUCCUCCGCCUUACACCUAGAUUAUCGUCCUACGUGCAGCUCCGAUGAGGUUACUUGUUGCCACGUCACCUCCCGCCGGCUGUUUCGCCGUGGCGGCUUCGACCUAACGUGGGAUAGAUUUCGAAGAAUAAACAGUGGUUCUCUUUUGAGAAGGACUCUCAUAAAGAAUAAGAUUCGAGCAACAGCAGAGCAUUUAGGUUCUGCAUCUGAUCCUACCAAGCAGAACAGAAGGCCACAUUACCAUCCAUUUGAGGAUAUUGGUGAGGCAACAUCUAAAAAUAGCAAUGAUGCUAUACUUUCUGCUGCAGAAACAACUAGGACCAUCAUCAAGGUGAAUAGUAAAGCAACACUGAUGUUUACGGGGAUAAUUAAUGAUGAAGUUCAUGAAAAUAUUAUGUGGCCAGACUUGCCUUAUGUAACUGAUGAACAUGGAAAUGUAUACUUUCAAGUGAAAAGUGAUGAAGAUAUAAUGCAAAGUCUUACUUUGGAAAAUAACUUUGUGCAAGUCAUUAUAGGCUUUGACACAACGGAAAUAAUGAAGGAAAUCGAGUUAUCAGGUCCAUCAGAUAUUGAUUUUGGGAUUGAGGAAAUUGAAGAUGAAGAUAGUGAUGUUGAAGAUGUAGAUGAGGAUGAGGAUGAUCAUGCUGAAGAAGAAGAUUAUGAUGAGGAGUGGGUUGCUGCUCUUGAGGAUGAAGAUGAUCAAGAUGACUCUGAUGAAACACUUGGAGACUGGGCAAAAUUGGAGACUAUGCGAUCCUCCCAUCCAAUGUAUUUUGCCAAAAAGUUGACUGAGGUUGCUUCAGAUGACCCUAUAGACUGGAUGGAGCAACCAUCGGAUGGUUUAGCUAUCCAAGGCCUUAUAAGGCCUGCCUUUGUUGAAGAACAUUCUGAAAUUCAGAAGCAUAUGUCUAGCAAUCAGUCCCGUAGUUCUGAUACAAGUCAGGUUGAGAAAGUUGUGGAAGACAAAUUGGAAGAUCUUGGCAUAAUUAAUGGUCAGAGUAAUGAAUUAGGCUGGUCAGGAGAUAGUUCAACAAUAUCAGAAGAACCAGAGAAAAAGGAAAUCUCAAUAAAUGGGUCUUCAUUUUACAAGUUGGAGAUAGUUAAAAUUCAGCUAAUUACGGCGCAUGGACAUCAGACAGUUGUUGAAUUAGAAGACUUCAAGCAAGCUCAACCUGAUGCUAUUGCACAGUCAGCUGCCAAAAUUAUAUCUUGCCUGAAAGCUGGUGGAGAGAAGACCACACAAGCGCUCAAAUCACUCUGUUGGAGAUGCAAGAGCAUCCAAGUGGAGGAGGUAGCUAUUAUCGGUAUAGAUUCCCUUGGAUUUGACUUGAGAGUUUGCUGUGGCCCCCAAAUCCAAACCUUAAGAUUUGCAUUUAAUACCCGGGCCACUUCAGAGUAUAGUGCUGAGAGACAGCUUAAUGACUUACUGUUCCCAAGGAGCCAUCAAAAGCCACAAAAAAGAACACAGGCUCAUCAAAAUGAAUGCUAAAGUCGUCAUAGACUGUAUCCGGCGUAAGUCUGGAUGCUUUCUUCUAUGUUCCUCGAAGGUUUUUGUAUAUGGCAGGCUUAAAAAAAGAAAAAGAAAAAUCCUUGUGGUCUGCCAUCAAAUGUAUUUGUUCAUGCGGUAAUGAUUAUUGGUGUAUUCUUUUCUUCAAUCAUUUUUCCUUGAUGAAAUGCAAUUUAAUCUGCCAUCAA
Theobroma cacao (cacao) is the source of this 1846-nucleotide messenger RNA. RefSeq lists its product as uncharacterized. The record is from RefSeq and is a predicted model, not a curated record. Lineage: Eukaryota; Viridiplantae; Streptophyta; Magnoliopsida; Malvales; Malvaceae.